AUGGAUCAACUGACUCAAUUUCUCGUGGAGAAUCCUCAUAUUCACUAUGCAACUGCUCAUUCGUCCGACUUUGAGACGCUGCGCGCGGGCUUCAUUAUCAAUGAAACCAAAACCCCAGCAGUAGUCGUUCGCCCGCGAUCCGCUGAGGACGUCGCGGCGCUGAUAGCUCUCCUGAGCAAGAGCAGCUUGCCGUUCACCGUUCGCGUGGGCGGACAUGAUAUGUUCGGCCGGUCGCAGGUGGCAGACGGGGUGACCAUCGACCUGAGGGAGAUUGCCCACAUUCAUGUCGAUACCGAGUCGCAGACCGCACGGCUAGGCGGCGGGGUGAUCUGCAUGGAUAUGCUGACAGAACUGCAGAAGCACAACAUGACGACACCGCAUGCUGUGACUCCGUCCGUCGGUCAAGUUGGCUGGGCCUCCUUCGGCGGCUACGGCAUGCUGAGUUCCAAAUACGGGCUUGGCGUGGACCAGAUCGUGGGGGCCACGGUGGUCGAUGCGGAGGGGAUCAUUCGCGAGGCGGAUGAGACCAUGCUGACGGGGAUCCGCGGAGGCGGAGGCUCCCUGGGCGUGAUUGUGGAACUCACCAUCAAGGUGUAUCCGCAGGACCAGAUCCUGGCCGGAGCGAUUUUUUUUCACCCUAACGACCUUUCCAAGGAGAUUAUUCAGUUCAAUGCGGAGUGGUCCAAAGCCAAGGCAGGCGGCAUUCCGUCGUCGCUGCAUCUAUAUCAAUCCAUUAUGAAGGGCCCCGGGGGCAAAGCACUCGCGCUCUUCUUCAUGUGGGCAUCCUCGGACCUGGAAGAGGGCCAGAGAUGGCUGUCGAAGGUUUCGUCGUGGUUGCCCGUGGCCAUGAGUACGGUUGGGCCGACCACCAAUAAGGACUUUGCGGUGAUGUUGAACGCGGUGAUCCAGACACAUAUUUACGGAACCGUGUUUACGCUGAACUUGUACGAUUUGACCCCGGAGGUUUUGGAAAUUAUUGGCCUUUAUGCACAAAAGCAGCCCAAUAGUCCGCACAUGUUAUUUGGAUUCCAUGAACUUCGCCCCGAUGCCCCGAGAGACCCAACUAUGGACACCGUUUUUGAUGCUCGCUGCGCACACUUUGUGAUCGAAAUUGUUCCAAUGGCUUCAUCGUUAGAAGUCCUCGCGGAGGGCCUUGUGUGGGGCCAGGAGUUUUACAAUGCGCUGCGCAAAACGAAUCCCGCGAAUAUCUUACCCUCAACUUAUCUUUCAUUAACUCCGACCAAGGACAUUGACAUGAAAGGUAUCUAUGGAAGUCGAUAUGAGACCUUGAAACGGAUCAAAGAGCAAUACGAUCCGCAGAACGUCUUCAAGCAAGCUCUUCCGCGAUUUUGA
Messenger RNA from Penicillium canariense, 1353 nucleotides. RefSeq names its product FAD-dependent oxidoreductase. Lineage: Eukaryota; Fungi; Ascomycota; Eurotiomycetes; Eurotiales; Aspergillaceae. Gene Ontology annotation, molecular function: FAD binding; oxidoreductase activity. The transcript is spliced from 2 exons. Bases 1 to 1353 code for a protein of 450 amino acids. The record is from RefSeq and is a predicted model, not a curated record.